CUUUAAUGCACGUCUUGAUUAAUACUACUCCGUAUGAUGGUACGGAUUAAUUACUUCAUUGGUUUUGAUUUUUCAGCGCCUCUCACGUGCUUAUCACUCUCAGCUCAGCUCUCCACGUCAUUCCUAACCGCCGCCGGCUAUGAUCGGCGACGAGCAAUUUCAGGCAAUUUUUAUGCAUGAUCCAUCAAUGUCGAACCACAUAGGCCAGAACAGUGCAUCUCCAUUUGCUAACCAGGGAGUACAGAAUAGUAUUGCAGAUUCACCUGCCUACAAAGCGAAGAAACGUCAGGAUGCAUUAGAAGAGGCUGGUCUGAGAGUCAAGCACCAUGAAGAAAAUAUGAAGUUUUUAAAGACUAAGAAGAACAAAUUGGAUGAUUCGAUUAUAGAUCUACAAGUUGCACUUGGCAAAUAUCAUUCAGCAACCAGCCCUGCAAUUGAAAAUGAUGGUCUCUCCUAUGUACGGAGUGAGGAGGAAACAAUUGAACGGAUUUUAAAGCAUGAGAAAUCUGCAGCUGCGAUUUUCUGCCAACUGAAAACUCUUCAUGGCAUCCGGGAGUAUAAUUCUCCAAUAACAAAGGAUGUGCUUGGUGUUGUUGCCACACUUGCAAGAGUUGAAGAUGAUAAACUCAGCUGGGUUCUCUCAGAUUACUUGGGACUAGAGACCAUGUUAGCUGUGGUAUGCAAGACCUAUGAUGGUGUCAGGCUGCUGGAAACAUAUGACCAAGAUGGCAUUGUAAAUAAAGGCUUGGGACUUCAUGCACUUGGAUGGACCAUCGGGCGGCCUUUGGAUGGCAGGUUUCUUGCCAUCUGCCUUGAAAACUUAAGUCCAUUUGCUGGUGAUUUCAUAGCUGAUGACCCACAAAGAAGGCUUGAUCUUCCAAAACCCAAAUUACCAAAUGGGGAAUCUCCACCUGGUUUUCUUGGGUUCGCAGUAAAUAUGAUCAAUGUGGAUAGCACUAAUCUGUUUUGUGUAACGAGCAAUGGUCAUGGCCUAAGAGAGACCUUGUUCUAUCACCUCUUUUCACGCUUACAAGUGUACCAAACGAGGAUCGAGAUGCUUCGAGCUCUCCCAUGUAUAAACAGCGGGGCGAUCUCUUUGGAUGGUGGAAUUAUAAAAGGUGCUGGCAUAUUUUCCCUGGGAAGCAGGGAUGUAGAUGUGAAGUUUCCCAAGAAGUUUGGAAGGACAUAUCCGUCUCAGAACGUUUUCCAAAUUGAGAAAAAAGUUAAAGAAAUUAAAUGGGAAAGGGAAAGAAUUUCAGAAGACAUGCAGAGAGAACAAGCAUUGCUAGACCAUGUCAGGUUCAACUUUGAAGUAAAAAAAAUAGAGUUCAUCAAAAACCUUUCUCAGAGCUCAUCAUAUGCCACCACUCAAAUGCAGCAACUCCAGCUUUAGCAUUAGAGUUUUGAAGGAGUGGGUAAUAUCAGGAGUAAGAUUUUCUGGUGUAUACGAAGAUGGAAGCUCAACAGAUUUGUCUCUGCAACUAUAGGCUUCACCUUUGGUCUCUGCAUAUCAUCAAUUCAUCAUCAUUUUAUUUAUGUGCAUGUAUUUGUUGAAUAUGAUGGAAUAAAAAAAACAAUUCACUAUAUGUGUUUCUUUAUUAUGAAGUAACAAUUAGUCUAUGCAAUUUUCGACUUGAUUUUCAUCAUUAGUCAUUCAGAAAUAGUCUCUAUGUUUUAGCACAAUUGUACAAGGUAAGCCCGCUUAUAUCGGACCUUAACUUCACCAUAUGUUGUUGUUUCACGUUUAU
Messenger RNA from Cuscuta europaea, 1748 nucleotides. The record is from the annotation of a GenBank genome assembly. Lineage: Eukaryota; Viridiplantae; Streptophyta; Magnoliopsida; Solanales; Convolvulaceae.